Molecule: messenger RNA, 825 nt
Organism: Ceratitis capitata (Mediterranean fruit fly)
Lineage: Eukaryota; Metazoa; Arthropoda; Insecta; Diptera; Tephritidae
Gene: Obp8a
Product: General odorant-binding protein 99a
Exons: 2
Coding region: 136-624 (162 amino acids)
Biological process (GO): sensory perception of smell
Molecular function (GO): odorant binding
Source: RefSeq, a predicted model, not a curated record
UAGCCCAGACUAAAUAGUGUGAACUGCACUCACCGAGGCGUUGGGAGGCAUUGUGCUAUUGUAUGCAAUUUCAGCGCGUCCAACGACUCUAAUGAAGCUUCUUUAUUCUUCUCAGUUGUAUUUUACACCGUGACAAUGACAGAAGCAAUGAAGUGCUCAACGAUCGCUUUCACUUGGAUUAUCAUACUUUUGUUUAAUUUUUGCAAUUUCAUUGGCGCUGAUUUCGAGGAGAAAACAGAGGAAGAUUUCUUAACUGCCAGCGAACGCUGCUUCCAACGUGAACGUCUCGCUGCGAGCUAUCAACGUCAAUUCGAUAAUUUUGUUUAUCCAGACGAAGCGCCCGUACAUCGCUAUGUACACUGCAUUUGGAAUGAAUUGAAAUUGUGGAAUGAUCGUACCGGUUUUAAUGUGGAACAUAUAGCGGCACUUUAUCGUGAUAAGGCGAACACGGAAGUACUGGUGCCGAUAUUGAGUGACUGCAAUCGAAAUACAAACAAUGCGCCGACACUGAAGUGGUGUUACAACGCUUUCAAAUGUGUGUUGAAUAGUCGGGUGGGUCAGUGGUUCAAGGAGGAUGUGGAACGUAAGCUGCAUGAGAGACGUACGGGAAAUCAUGUGGCUUGAUUUGUGUUUGAAAGCGAAAUGUGAAACUCAAUACAUAUUGCUAUCAAAAGAUAAGCGGAAAUAUGGAAAAAAUAUUGACUUUUUUAUUAUAUAUGACAAAUGUAUAAGUAAACAUAUAUACAUAUGAAUGUACAUACCCGGUAAUGCACAGGAAAAUUUUGAAAAAUAAAUUUUCAGAUUUAUUCUUGUUUAAUAAAUUUA